This is a messenger RNA of Gigantopelta aegis, 3538 nucleotides long. RefSeq names its product diencephalon/mesencephalon homeobox protein 1-like. The record is from RefSeq and is a predicted model, not a curated record. The transcript is spliced from 9 exons. Gene Ontology annotation, molecular function: RNA polymerase II transcription regulatory region sequence-specific DNA binding; DNA-binding transcription factor activity, RNA polymerase II-specific. The coding region runs from base 544 to 1704 and encodes 386 amino acids. Lineage: Eukaryota; Metazoa; Mollusca; Gastropoda; Neomphalida; Peltospiridae. Gene Ontology annotation, biological process: regulation of transcription by RNA polymerase II.
UGCUUUGGCGUUUUAAUAUGCUUAUUGAUGUCAAAGCCAUACUAUGUACAUUCUUCAGAAUAUUAUUUAAAAUCAGAAAUGUGCCAACAUAUCGUUGUUUGACUUUUAUAAGCAUAUUUAUUUUAAAUAUAUAAUGUAUAUGGAUCUAAUAAUACUUAAUGACGUGCUGAGAGGAUGGAUCAUCAGAGAAAAGGCGGCUCGUCUCGUACGACCAAGGUAGCGCCCACAACAUGAAUCAAUAUGUCGACAGCGAAAAGAAGAAUUCGGGAUAAGACAUAAUUCUCGGUUUGGUGCGAAAUGAGACCCUAAAGACAGAUUAUCUCCAUUAAAUCCUUAUUUUAUUUAAAAUUUCUCACCUUUUCGUGAAACCUGCAGCAAGACGCAGAAAUAGCCGAAGAACAAAUCCAGGGCAAUAGGUUUCUGAAGGUCAUGGACCUAGUUCUGAGUUUCUGGUUGACGUAAAAUGCAUUCUGAACUACUGCACCAGGAUGACCAGAAAUCCAUUGGCUUUGACCAAGUGAUGAUUUAAGCAAGACGCUAAAAAUGCAGAAUUACGGAACGUUUGGCCUGCACUUUCAGCCUCCCCCUGGCAUGUUUGGUAUCCCCGGGGGCCAGGUGGGGCUGCACCAGCCACUGUACAUGGGAGGCCAGUUUCCAGAUAUUAUUCUGGAAGCGAGAUAUGGCGUACACCGGAAGCAGCGAAGAAGCAGAACGGCGUUCACCAAUCAGCAGUUGGCUGCGCUGGAGAAAACAUUUUCCAAAACUCAUUACCCGGAUGUGGUCAUGAGAGAACGACUCGCCAUGAUGACCAACUUACCGGAAGCAAGGAUACAGGUCUGGUUUAAAAACAGGAGAGCAAAAUUCCGAAAAAAGCAGAGAGCAGUGAAGCCAAAAACUGGAGGAGAUAGUUCCACUUCCGGUACUGCUGACCCAGCCAAUGGCGAAAAGGGAGACGAAAACACUAGUGACGUCAAAGGCCAUUUGCAUUCAGCCAAUGAAAACGAAGAUGACAGUGACGAGAAUGACGCCAAUGAGGACCUGUCUUUCUCGGUUGACGUAGAAUCUGUGGAUGGGAAGGUAGAACGUGACGUCACAAACCACGAAGGUCUGUCGGACAAGCUACAGACGAACUCGCCAACAAAUGAUCAACCCAGCGCCAUGAGCUCAUCUGACGAGUCACGUGACCCGUGCAGGACAGACGAGCCUCUGUUUAAAGACAGCCUGGAGAGACCGGGCUCGUUGUCUCCCUUAGACCAGAGGUCACUCGAUCAGGAGUUGCAGGCGUUAACUCAGACAAAAGGCUCCGAAAACGGUUUGAACCGGUCUUCGUUCCCGUACCAGUAUCCUCUCCCGCAGUUCGGUCUGCUGAACCUCCAGCACCAGGCCCUGGCCAGCGCCAUGCUCCACAAACAGAUCCAGAUGCACUCUGGGAUACCACAGAUGCCCGUGUUUCAUUUCCCGCCGAACGGGACGAAUGCGCUGAACGGCUGGCCGCCCUCGUUUUACUCACACCCCUCACUUCCGGACAUCCCACCUCCACAGACGUCCCGUGCAGACAACAUACGGGUACCACCGCCAGCGCAUGCGCCUUUGAACAGUUCCGCCAACCCGUCCAAGGACGCCAUUUUGACCUCUAGUAUAGAGAGCCUGCGAUUUAGAGCACGACAACAUAUUGCGUCACAGGGCAUAUUCCAGGAUAUUUGACGACAAUGUGGCAAGCGUUACAAGGAAUUUGAACGGUUAUUAACGGUUACUUUGAGGGUAUAAAAUUGUUUGUGUUGUCAUCUAGAUUUGGAGACCAGUAUGGCAGUUAUAUAUUUCUUAAGUGCUUCCUGUGUUGUUGUUUUGUGUACACUGAGUUUGUUUUAGUCUUAAUUGUUAAUUUUAUUCACACCUUCCAUGCCUAUAUUCAUUGUUGUAGUAUUAUGAGCGUCAUAACGUAUACCUUUUGAAAGUGUGCAAUACUGUAUGUAUACUUAUGGUAUGCCAUUGGUACAAUACUUUCUAAAGUUCAUUCCGUUUGGGUGCUGAUUGAGAUAGACGGCUUAAUGCAAAUGUGUUGAUGUCUUUUGUUUUGGUUUUCGUUAAUUUUAUUUUCAUUUAAUUUGUUUGGGUUUUAUUAGCAGUAACAGUGACAAAAACAUAGUCUGGCAAAUGUUUUUGAAUGUUGUGUACAUGUUAAAACCUCAUCGCAUACCAUCAGUAACUAGGUCUACUCCAAAAACAGUCUCAUUAAUUUAAUGACUAUGAAAAUCAAGUCUUUUGUUUUAAUUUACCAAUUCAAUUUAGACUGGUCGCAGGUUGUCACUGUUGCAAUAUAUCGCAUUUGUUAACGUCUAUUCGUGUGCUGCGCAUCAAGUGUAUAAAAUCAGUCUAAAACAUUUGUUAGAAUAAUACGUCUGCGUUCGCGUGAAAUAUUAUGCCCUGUAAUAGCGACCCGUUUACGUUUUAUUCCUACUGGCGGAUUAAUUAGAAGCAAUCACCACACAAAAGUGCGAGGCAUACCCUUAACACUAAGGUGUAGUUAUACUAAUUACACUACUUUAAGUAAUUAGGGCUUCCUGGUCGACCCACCUUGCGCUUAGCUUCAGGUUAUGUAGUAGCUGUGAAAACAACUAUACUGACUUCUUUUAACAUGAAAGAUGAAGCCCAAACAAUAUAAUAACAAUACAACUGUGGUUUUUAUGUGAUGUGGACUUUUGCCCGACGCAUUAAUAAAAAUAUGCAUUUUUGUUCACUCAUGUAUGGACGCAAUAAUAUCAUGACGUAUUAAUUACAUGAUUUACAGUAAUUACAAAACAAUGUGCACCAAAUUCGAUUUUCAAAGAUAGCUUUUCUGGUGUUACUUUGAUAUUUUGUAUUUAAGCGUUUAAGGGUUUAUGAAUCAGAUAGUUUUGUUUUGAUUUUGAUAAUCGCUCUGUCGUCAUUUAUACCUUAAUUCUGUGUUCCCCGUGAUAUUGUUCUCACUACGGAUUUGUUCAAAUAUCUCUAGAACUGUCUUGUGUUGUAUAGAUGUAUGAUUUUAAAUACAAUCAUACUAGUAGCUUUUGUUUCUUCUUUUCUUUUCUUUCUUUCGUCUUUUCUUUUUGUUUUUGUUUUUGUUUUGUUGGUUUAUUGUUGGUUUAGGUUUAAUUCAAAUUACUGCACCUCUAUUCAGAUUGCAGUUCAGUUUCAGUUUGCAUUCUAAAAAGACAAAUAUCAUUAACGCAAAUAUUAUCAGCACUAGGCUAUAAAGGAGCGUUUGUUUUUACUGCAUGUGUUCUUGUAGCGCAGGGUUCGAUAUUCAUGCUGGUCCGACAGUCCGGCACAAGUGAAACCUUAGUCAAAGCCUCACACGUGAUUCCAAAAUAUGCCUUCUCAUUUGGAAAAACGAGUUAAAAAUGGUAAUACAUUUUCCAUUCCAUUUUUUUUUAUCGUUCACUAUCAUAUAUUAUUUGAUUUUUUGUCAAGUGUAAACUAUGUAAAUUCCGGUUUACAUCAAUAUUAUGCAAGACGGAUGUCAUGCGCAGUUUUGACUGAGAAUAAAUUAUUGUUAUCA